This is a messenger RNA of Ananas comosus (pineapple), 862 nucleotides long. Its product is annotated as psbQ-like protein 3, chloroplastic. The record is from RefSeq and is a predicted model, not a curated record. Bases 14 to 580 code for a protein of 188 amino acids. Gene Ontology annotation, cellular component: photosystem II; photosystem II oxygen evolving complex; chloroplast. NCBI's taxonomy places the organism in Eukaryota, Viridiplantae, Streptophyta, Magnoliopsida, Poales, Bromeliaceae. Gene Ontology annotation, molecular function: calcium ion binding. The transcript is spliced from 2 exons. Gene Ontology annotation, biological process: photosynthetic electron transport chain; photosynthesis.
AAUCAAAUAAGAUAUGGAUAUGGCCUCUACCUUUGCAUUGCACUUCUCAAAACCUCCAACAAUUUUUGCCCCCUCUGCUUCUCACAAAAGCACUUCCGAACCGACGAAGUGCAUCACCAAAAAGCGAAAGAAUCUCUUCAGCAGAAGAAAACUGGCCGAAGAAGCAGCAGCUUUUGCUUCUGCUGUCCUGCUCCAUCAGGAGCUCUUCUCAUCUCCGAAAAGUGCUUCUGCUGUCGAGUUCCGCAUCACGACUCCUGACCAGACACCAGAAGAAGCAGAAGCUGCUAUAAGAGCACACGCGCGAGAUCUGCUGGGAAUAAAAGCGCUUUUGGAUACAGAGUCAUGGAGAGCAGCGCAGCACGCGCUUCGCGAGAGCUCGCUGUACUUGAAGCAAGAUUUGUACACGAUAAUCCAAUCGAAGCCCGGAAGCCUCAGGCCUCGGCUGCGGCAGCUCUACUCCAAUCUCUUCAACAGUGUGUCUGAUCUAGAUUAUGCGGCGAGGGACAAAGACAAGAAGCGAGUGCACGAAUGCUACAAUAACAUUGCAGCAACUCUAGAUGAGAUCUUCGAGAGAAUAUGAGAAGAUCAAAUUCUUUUUGAAUUCAACCAAAGAAUAAAGGAGGAAAUCAACCAAAGAAAGAAAGAAAGAAACCAGCCGGCCUGUGUAAAUUUUGUUUCUCUUCUUCCUGUACAAUUUUUGAUAGCUACUUACGGAGCACUUGCUCUGUAUCACUAAUCUUUCUCAAGUUUAGAUGCUACUACACAUUAAGAAAAGAAAAAAAAACCCUCAGAUCUGCGAACUAUGAUGUAACUCAUAUUAUGUAAGACGUAAUUGACUAAUUAUAGAGUCGAAAAGAAAAUC